Molecule: messenger RNA, 729 nt
Organism: Plasmodium yoelii
Lineage: Eukaryota; Apicomplexa; Aconoidasida; Haemosporida; Plasmodiidae
Product: dynactin 4
Exons: 1
Coding region: 1-729 (242 amino acids)
Source: RefSeq, a predicted model, not a curated record
AUGAAUGAUAAAAAAAAUAUUGCAAUCGAUUUAGGAAACUUAAUUAGUGACAAUUAUUUGGAAUCCUAUAACACAGUGACUUUUCAAAAAUCAGAAAAAUUUAAUCGAUCAGAUUAUAUUUUAACAGCGUCAGGAAAUAAAGUGUGCAAAGAUUCAAUAUUAUGUGGAAUGAAAAAUAUACAUAUGCUAGGAAAAUCAAUUAUAAAAAAUGAAGCUAUACUAAGAGGGGAUUUAAGCACCUUGUAUUUUGGCAAAUAUGUUAUAAUUGGAUCGAAAACACUUAUAUGUCCAUGUUUCAUGCAUAAUAAUGAAAAUAGCGAAAUUAAUGAAAAUAGCAAAACUAAUGGAAAUAGCAAAACUAAUGGAAAUAGCAAAACUAAUGGAAAUAUCUAUUGCGAUAAUACCAAAAUAAAUCGAAGUUUAUAUGUUACUAUAACAAUUGGUGAUAAUGUUUUUAUCGGAAAUGAAUGUAUAGUUAAAGCAGCCUUUAUAGGCAAUAAUGUUAUGAUAGGUAAUAAUUGCGUUAUAGGGGAACGGGUUAUUAUUAAAGACAAUGUGAUAAUUAAGGAUAAUACUUUUAUUCCUAAUGAUACUACUAUUGCUUCAUUCUCAAAAUAUUCAGGAUAUCCUGGAAAAUUUGUUAAGGAAUUACCCGAAUCUGUAGAACGGAUUUUAAAAGAUGUUUCAUAUUUUCACUACCAGAAUUUUAUUCCCAAUGUUACCCCAUGA